AUGGAUCCGCAGCAGCGAAAACUAAUGGAGUGCAUCUUUGAGGCCUUCGAGAACGGUGGAAUACCGCUUGAGAAAAUCUCUGGCACAAACACUGGUGUGUAUGUUGGGAACUUCAACAAUGACUACAACAUCAUGGGUCUGAAGGACGGUGAUCACCCUCGCCCGUAUGGCAUGAUGGGCGCUGGUGUUACGCUCCUGUCAAACCCUUGUCGCGCUUUGGUGUCGGGAGAGAUCGACGGUGCGAUUGUCGGGGGCACGAACCUUAUCCAAGCUGUCGAAAAUCAUCUGGGUACGCAGGAAAUGGGCGUUCUAUCCCCCACGUCCACCUGCCACACUUUUGACGCUGCCGCAGAUGGCUAUGGACGAGGUGAAGGUAUUGGUGCAAUCUACCUCAAAAGAUUAUCUUCUGCGGUUCGAGAUGGCGAUCCCAUUCGAGGCGUCAUUCGUGCGACAGCUACAAACGCUAAUGGGAGGACGAGUGGAGUCAGCCAUCCCAGUGUCGCCGGGCAGGAAGCUGUCAUCCGUGCGGCAUACAAUUUUGCUGGAAUAAAUGACUUUGGGGAGACCGGUUACUUCGAGACACACGGCACUGGCACCGCGGUCGGCGAUCCAAUUGAGGUGAAAGCACUAUCUAAUGUCUUUUUGCCGGACCGAACCCAUCGAGAUGAAUUUCUGAUCGGCGGAGUCAAACCGAACAUUGGACAUGCCGAGGCAGCCUCCGGAAUCGCUUCCAUAAUCAAGGCAGCAUAUGCCCUAGAGACAGGCAUAAUUCCAGCGACGAUUGGCAUCAAGAAUUUCAAUCCAGCGAUUGACUUUCGAGAUGGGAAGGUGCAUGUAGUGCAAGACAAUCAGAACUGGCCAAGCGGAUACGACGUCAGGAGAAUCAGUAUCAAUUCGUUUGGCUAUGGCGGCGCCAACGGACACGUCAUUAUGGAAUCCGUCGAUUCGAUUCUUCCGGGGCAUCAGUCUUUCAAAAAACGCGGCGCGGAUAGACAGGACACAGCCUCUGACUUGGAAACUGGCGAAAUGGGCUCUGAUGGAGUCGUUUUCAAAACCAAGACAAGGACUCAGUUCUUGUUCCCUUUCUCGGCGCACGACGUCACGACGCUGAAUGCCAACAUCGACAGCCUCCGCCAAGUCUCGGAAGACUACGACGUGGAAGACAUUGCAUUCACUUUAGCCUCUCGCCGCUCCCGUUUCUCGAAUCGCACUUUCUGCAUUGUGAAUAAGCAUUCUGUCAUGGACGAUCUUACCGACAACAUGAUAAGGCCAGAUAAGCGCGGGGAAGGUACCAACAUUGCUAUGGUAUUUACUGGUCAGGGAGCCCAGAAUGCACAGAUGGGCAUGGAACUCAUGCAGGACUUUCCUUCUUAUCUGCCGGUACAGAUUGGUCUGGUUGACCUGUUAAACGGUUGGGGGAUCCGCCCUUCCGCGACUGUUGGGCACUCCUCCGGUGCAAUCGCUGCAGCCUACGCUGCGGGCUCAAUCAGCAAGAAGGAUGCAAUUCUGACUGCUUACUUUCGCGGUUUGGCUGUCGAAGGAUUGGCUACUAAGGGCACGAUGGUAGCAGUUGGAUUAGGGGCCGCUGAGGUUGAGCCCCUAUCUUGA
Parastagonospora nodorum SN15 is the source of this 1608-nucleotide messenger RNA. RefSeq lists its product as hypothetical. Gene Ontology annotation, biological process: fatty acid biosynthetic process; secondary metabolite biosynthetic process. Gene Ontology annotation, molecular function: fatty acid synthase activity. The record is from RefSeq and is a predicted model, not a curated record. The coding region runs from base 1 to 1608 and encodes 535 amino acids. The transcript has 5 exons. NCBI's taxonomy places the organism in Eukaryota, Fungi, Ascomycota, Dothideomycetes, Pleosporales, Phaeosphaeriaceae.